AUGGCAACAUGAGCAAAUUUAGGAUUACAAGAUAGUUCUUCUCCUUUAAUAGAACAAUUAAACUUUUUUCAUGAUCAUACACUUCUUAUUUUAACAAUAAUUACUAUUUUAGUAGGAUAUAUUAUAGGAAUACUAAGUUUUAAUAAAUUUACUAAUCGAUUUUUAUUACAUGGACAAACAAUUGAAAUUAUUUGAACAGUAUUACCUGCAAUUAUUUUAAUUUUUAUUGCAUUUCCUUCUUUACGACUAUUAUACUUAAUAGACGAAAUUAAUACACCAUCAAUUACAUUAAAGUCAAUUGGUCAUCAAUGAUACUGAAGUUAUGAAUAUUCAGAUUUUUUAAAUCUAGAAUUCGACUCAUAUAUAGUACCAACUAAUGAACUAGAAACAAACGGAUUCCGAUUAUUAGAUGUAGAUAACCGAGUGGUUCUACCAAUAAAUAAUCAAAUUCGAAUUUUAGUUACAGCUACUGAUGUACUCCACUCAUGAACAGUUCCUUCAUUAGGAGUUAAGGUAGAUGCUACUCCAGGACGAUUAAACCAAUUAAAUUUUUUAAUUAAUCGACCAGGAUUAUUUUUUGGUCAAUGUUCAGAAAUUUGUGGAGCAAAUCAUAGUUUUAUGCCUAUUGUAAUUGAAAGCAUUCCUAUAAAUUACUUUAUUAAAUGAAUUACUUCAAUAACUAACU
Molecule: messenger RNA, 685 nt
Organism: Anopheles gambiae (African malaria mosquito)
Lineage: Eukaryota; Metazoa; Arthropoda; Insecta; Diptera; Culicidae
Source: the annotation of a RefSeq genome assembly